UGCUCCGGCGGAGGAGAGGACCAGGCAGGGAGCGAGCGAGGCGAGGAACCCCGGCCGGCCCCCCCUCCCUGCCCCCGGAGAGAGCGAAAGUCGGAGCCACUGGACUCCCCACCGCCCCCCACCCCCCACCCCCCAUCCCCAGCCCCCGGAGGAGGACCCGAGGGAGAGAGAGAGAGGGAACCGCGUUUCCACGGGAGAGGCCUCGGUGCAGGGCUGCAGCAUGUUUGCGUCGGUGAUGGCCUUUGAGGGACAGCAGUACUCCACUCUGAAGAGGCAGUCGCUGCAGAGCGGCCUGCUCUUUGAGGACCCCCGCUUCCCCGCCACCGAUGACUCACUUUUCUACCAGGGCAACAGGAUCGGACGCGUGGUGUGGAAGAGGCCGCGGGAGCUGUGUGAGGACCCUCACUUGUUCGUGGAUGGCAUCAGUGCGCACGACCUCCACCAGGGGCAGCUGGGGAAUUGUUGGUUUGUGGCGGCCUGCUCCAGUCUAGCCUCGAGAGAGUCCCUAUGGCAAAAAGUGAUUCCCGACUGGAAGGAGCAGGAGUGGGACACGGAGAAGCCCGACUCGUACGCCGGCAUCUUCCACUUCCGCUUCUGGCGCUUCGGCGAGUGGGUGGACGUAGUGAUCGACGACCGGCUGCCCACCGUGGACCACCAGCUGGUCUACUGCCACUCCAAUGACAGCAAUGAGUUCUGGAGCGCGCUGGUGGAGAAGGCCUACGCCAAAGUGUACGGCUGCUACGAGGCUCUGGACGGCGGCAACACAGCAGACGCUCUGGUGGACUUCACGGGGGGGGUCUCGGAACCCGUGGACCUGCUGGAGGGUCAGAUGGCAACGGACGAGGCGGCCCGCAAUCAGCUGUUUGAACGAGUCCUCAAAGUGCACAACCGAGACGGCCUUAUCAGCUGCUCCAUUAGGGCAACCACGGUGGAGGACAUGGAGGCGCGGCUGGACUGCGGCCUGGUGAAAGGCCACGCCUACGCCGUGACCGACGUCCGGAAAGUGCGGCUGGGUCACGGCUUGCUGGCGUUUUUCAAGUCGGAGAAGCUGCAGAUGAUCCGCAUGAGGAACCCCUGGGGGGAGAAGGAGUGGAGCGGCCCUUGGAGCGACAGUUCGGAGGAGUGGAACAAGGUGAGCAAGAGCGAGAGGGAGAAGCUCGGCGUCACCGUGCAGGACGACGGCGAGUUCUGGAUGACGUUCGACGACUUCUGCCAGUACUUCACUGACCUGAUCCUGUGCCGACUCAUCAACACGUCGUACCUGAGCAUCCACAAGACGUGGGAGGAGGAGGUGAUGCAGGGCUCCUGGGUCCACCGCCAGGACCCCCUGCGCAACCGCUCGGGCGGCUGCAUCAAUCACAAGGCCACCUUCCUCCAGAACCCUCAGUACGUGUUUGACGUGAAGAAGGUGGAGGACGAAGUGCUGAUCUGCUUGCAGCAGAAGGAGAAGAGAGCCACGCCCAAAGAGGGGAAAGGGGAGAACCUUGCCAUAGGUUUCGAUAUCCACCAGGUGGAGGUGAACCGCAAAUACCGCAUGCACUCGGCCCAGCAGAAGGUGGCGGGCUCCAUCUACAUCAACUCGCGCUGCGUCUUCCUCAGGAAGGAGAUGAAGGAGGGCCGCUACGUCAUCAUCCCCACCACCUUCGACCCGGGCCAGCAGGGAGACUUCCUGCUCCGCGUCUUCACCGACGUGCCUUCGGACUGCAAAGAGCUGACCCUGGACGAGCCUCCUCAGACGUGUUGGACGGGCAUGUGCGGCUACCCUCAGCUCGUCACCCAGGUGCACGUUCUCAACGCCGAGGGUCUGCAGGGACAGGAUUCCAAUGGAGCGGUAGACCCGUACGUGAUCAUCACCUGCGAAGGCGAGAGGGUCCGCUCGCCGGUUCACAAGGACACCCGGUGCCCCAAUUUUGACAUCAAGGGUCUGUUCUACCGCAAAAAACCCAAAGAGGGAGUCCACAUCGAGAUCUACAACAAGAACAUGAUCGUGGACACGUUCCUGGGUCAAGUGGUGAUGUUCAGCGACCCCAACGAGCGUCAGGAGCAGCACACGCUGCACCUCCGAGACAAGGGCAGUCGCCAGGACAGCGACCUGCCCGGCACGCUCACUGUGCGCCUCAUCACCUCCACCACGCUCACCAACAUCUGACCGCCACUCCCCGGUUUCUCUCGCCAAGUUUUUGCUUUCCCCAAAUCUCUCGCCAUGUUUCCGUUAUGUUUCUCUUGCCAAUUGUUUUCUUUCCCCCUUUUCCUCACAGAAAUGUAUUCUUUACCCCAUUUAUUUUGCCACUUUUCCCCCACGUUCCUCUCACCAGUUUUUUUCAACAUUUUUCUCAUCAAUUUUUCCGUCGUCAAUUCUCUCACCAUUUGUAUAUUUCCCAUUUUCUCACCACAUUUCUCUCCGUUUUUUCUACCCCCAUUCCUCCCAUUAAUGUUUACCUUUCCCUUUUUUCUCACCAAUUGUUUUCCCUUUCUCCACUUCUCUCCUCAAUUUCCACCAUUUCGCUCAUCAUUUUUUUCCUUCUAAUUGUUUCUCAUUAUUUUCUUUCCCAUUUCUCUUGCCGAUUUUUUCUUUCCCUGUUCCUGUUUCCAAUUGUUUUCCCGCCAAUUUUUUUUAGACAUUCCCCCGUUUCUCUCGCCAAUUUCUCCAACCUUUAAACUGACAUUUGAAUGGCCUUUAUUUACUUCAAUAUCUUUGUUCAGUGUCGCUGCUCGCGUUGCGUCGUAGGUUUCGCCGCUGAAAAAAAGGCCAAAAUAGAACGCUUCCUCUAUCUUUUACAUUAUUUAUUUUUUCAUUGUGCAAAAUCACACCCACAUGAGAUGCACAUGUAUUACAUAUGCAGACAUUUCUGCACUCCCAUGCAUGUGCCAACGUCUCCAAGGGCUAUGCAUUGCCUUAAGGCUGUGUCUGUCUGUCUUUCACAUGGAUUGGGGUCAAGGGUGGGUCAGGUGGGUUUUUCGCUGUCUGUCAGCUGUCUGACUUUGUGUUCGUGUGGCCGCCAUGUUUGUUUAGAGCAGGGUUUCCCAAACCUUGGCGCAGGCCCAUCAAUGUGCCCCAAAAACUAUGAACCCCCAUUGAGCAUGUAGCUAUGUUGAUUUUGCCCUUGCGCACUACAGUUUUCACUCUGCGACUGGUUUUGGGCCCCCUAGCCCCUCAGUUUGGGAAACCCUGGUUUCUAUCAUGGCAGCAUCUUACUUUCUCUUUUCUACCCGUAAAUGCUGACAAUGCAUUUUGUAUCCGUGGCUCCAGUUCAACUUUUGGCGAGCGUGCGCCCCCCCCUCAGCCUCAGAUGAAAGCCAACAGCCGCAAUUGUGAGACCUCGCUUUUUCCCGUCUUCCUUCACUUUCAAACCGAGACGCUUCUCUGCCGGAUGCUAUGGACGACCUUCUAACCGCAUGGCCUGGAAAGACUUAUUUUUUCCACCCGUGCUGCACAUCUCUGCGGUCGUAGCUUAGUAGCUGGCGUCUGUCCUCGGAGUUGCUACCCCCCGCUCCUAAACAAGCGCUUUACGGGACCAAAGAGCAGCCAGCCAGCCAGUCAGCCCCCGCUCCUUUGUAACCCUUUCCAACUGGCACUUGGGCUCGAGCCUAGCGAUGAAAUGCCACCCCCUGUGCCACAUCAUCUUCUUAACGGCAACACCACUGCCUGACACUGUGUGUGUGUGUGUGUGUGUGUGUGUGUGUGUGCGUGUGUGCUACUUAAUCUUGUGUAUUCGGGCGAAUGUAUAUCUGUUGAUGGGAGGAAUGGUUGCGAAACCGGCAGAUUACCAUUUAUUGGGAACACACACCUUCCACUUUUGUUUGUUUUUUUGCUGGGGGGAAACCAUGAAGAAAACAAACAGUGCCAUGGUGGUUUCAGGCCAGGUUUGCCUCCUUAAAGAAAUGCAACUUUGGGGUCCCUUUCUUGGAUUUUUCUUGGAACAGUCACUGGUACUUUAUAUUCUGAUGAUUUACCCUUCUUUAUAGGGAUGGGCAUUAAAUUUAGCAAUCAGUUUAUUGAUUAUAAAUGAUUUAGAAAAGGGAAGAGGAAAAAAAUCAAACCCCUUUCACAUUCCCUGCAUUUCUGUAAUGAGUCCUAAUGAGAUCAUUUCAUAAUUUGCACUUUGAAACUUUAUGUAAUCUUUUUUUGAAAGUCAGCCUGAAAUUUUUCUGGCGACAUCUUAUUACGUCAAUUUUGAACUGACACUGAAUAGAAUUCGGCCCGGCAAGUUUCCUGCUUAGAUGUCCGUAGCCCCUUUUAUUUAUACUGUCUGGAAAAGCCGAUAUUUUCCGCCAUGUAAAUUUGACGGUUUUCGAGGUAGUGUCAGAGCUGUAUCAAAUGCGACGGAUGGCUUUUGUUUAUGGAGAGCUCUUAAGAUGCAAUUUUGGGUGUUUUUUGUGAAAAGAGUCUCGUCUCCAAUGUUCUAAACACCUUUUUUGAUGUUCGCUUCAAUGUCCUGAAGAUAAUCAACAAUCGAUGCUACACAUUGCAGACUUCUUAACAACCAAUGAAUCAACUGAUUGCUAUGCCCUUCCCAAAAUUCUCUACAAUAUUCUCCACAAUAGACAAUUAUGGUGUUUCUUUUACGUUGAAUGUAAGACAAACAUUUCAAGUUCGCUACUUACCAAUUAGAUUUUUUUUUUUUUUUUACCCGCCCGCCAAUACUUGAACUGUUACACACUUACGUGGCAUUUACUGUAUGUGAGCGCACACACUUUUGGUGUACAGCCUCUUUACAAACGCAUGACUCGUUUUUUCCACAUCCUUGUAUUGUACCAUCCAAACUGUAAUCCUGCUUUUGCUUUUUUUUCCUGUGAGGUAAUGGUAGUUCAUGUGAUCAUAUCAGCGGGCCGGAUUGAUGCUGUGUGCGUAGCGAUGCUUUCGUGAUGCCGUUUAGGUGCUACAUCAUCCCCCCCGUUGUUGUCGUUGCAUUGGAAAAGGGACAGCAAAUGAGGGUUACGAUGGUAGUCGUGCCAACAUUCUGAGGCUGAAGUGUCCUUGAGUAAGGCGCCAAGUUCAGUGGAGCCGCCCAAAUGCCAAUGAACGGGGUAGCUUGGAUUUCAUUUCCGGAGAUUAUCGGUGCCAAAAGAAAGUGGCUAUAUGACAGCUGGGCUAGUUUUAGAAAAAUAAAUGCCCUACUACCAAUAAUAAUCGACCUUUUGAGGUAGAUUUAAUCAGGGUUUACAUUACAGACUCCGAACAGUUAUUCCACACACGGUUGUUCUGCAAAUAGUGGCAGACUCAACUGCAAAUGGAGCGAGGCGUCUAUUAGGGGUGAGGCCUUUAAUUUUGGAAUAAUAUGAAAGAAUGUUACCAGUGUAUUAGACUACAUGUCAAACAGGAAUUUAAAAGGAAAUGGGAGCCACACAACAUUGUGGCGUGACGGCCUGCUCCAAUGCUUGGUUGUCCUUAAUGUGCCAUCUUAUUCUUCAUUAUUUGCUUUAUGGAUGAUAAACCUUCCUUAAACUGAUGCAUGUGCCAUUUUAAAAUGUUGUUGUAGUUUAUUGAAUCCAUGUAUUUUUAUUUAUUUAUUUAUUUUUUAAAAAUAACCAUGUAGCCUUUUGUUGAUGAGCGUGGAUGUGACAUGCCAAUAAUACAGCUAAUACAAAGCGGUGAUGCGUACGAAGAAGCAUUAGUGGCACACUGGAAAGAAGAAAAGUCGUAAUCUUAUGAAAAUAAUGUCAUUUUGAUAUCUAAUGUUGUAAUAAAUGCAGAAUAUUUGGAUUAUAUUGCGGAUGAAGUUUGGA
Molecule: messenger RNA, 5727 nt
Organism: Phycodurus eques (leafy seadragon)
Lineage: Eukaryota; Metazoa; Chordata; Actinopteri; Syngnathiformes; Syngnathidae
Gene: capn5b
Product: calpain 5b
Exons: 13
Coding region: 221-2149 (642 amino acids)
Biological process (GO): proteolysis
Cellular component (GO): cytoplasm
Molecular function (GO): calcium-dependent cysteine-type endopeptidase activity
Source: RefSeq, a predicted model, not a curated record